This is a messenger RNA of [Candida] anglica, 1377 nucleotides long. The record is from the annotation of a GenBank genome assembly. Lineage: Eukaryota; Fungi; Ascomycota; Pichiomycetes; Serinales; Debaryomycetaceae.
AUGUCGUCUUCUCUGUUUUCGCUAACGCCAUGGACUCCUUCUACACUUCCUACGAAAACGGUAUUCAGUACCGUCAAUCCAACUCAAACUAGUGGCCUUGACAGUCUCAUUUCCAAUGCCAUUGUAAGUGCCGCCACAGAGACUUUCGUCGGGAACCUCAUCUCACUUCAGCAAGUCGUUCAAGGAGCUCAGGCUUCUAUGAGUAUCGCUAGCGCGGCACAAGUGACCGCCACGGCAACCGAUCAAACCGUGAUUGAAGCCGCAAAUCAAGUUAUUUUCAACUCAUCCUUGUAUCUUCAAUACAAAUAUAAUGAAGAUAAUAUUUAUAAAUAUGACCUUAUUUGGGCUCCCAAUAUCAUCUACACGAUUCUUUUCGGAGUUGCCUUCUUUUUCAUGGUUGGUAUGCUUUGGAAAUCAAGAUAUCAUUGGUUUAAUAUUUGCUUUGUUUGUGGUAUAGGUUUAGAAUUUUGUGGGUUUGUCAUGAGAUUGGUUUCGGUGACUGAUCCUAUUAGUGAUAAGCCAUAUAUUGGCCAGAUGGUUACUUUAACCAUUGCACCUGCGUUCAUUAUGGGAGGGAUAUAUUUCCUAUUUGCUCAACUUGUGGUUAUUCAUGGAAGACAAUAUUCAAUUCUUAAACCAAUGUGGUACUCAUAUAUAUUUAUUGCAAGUGAUAUUUUGUCACUUCUCAUUCAAGCUGCUGGGGGUGGGGCUGCUAGUGCAGCCAGUACUGCCCAUAAAGAUCCCCAAACAGGGGUUGAUAUGAUGAUUGCAGGGAUUUGUUUCCAAGUGUUUUCAAUGACUGUGUUUGUUUAUUUCUUGAUUCAACUCCUUUAUCGUCUUUAUUUUAAACAUUCAAAGGAGUUAAACUCAGAAAAUGGACAUCCAUUAAGUAAACCUUCAAUCCUGAACUUUAUAAAACUUUGUUUAAAUUUCCCUUCAACAAGAGAAUAUAGAAUGACAAAAUUAGAAGGUUUUUAUAAUCCAAAAUAUUCAAAAAUUAGAUUUAGAAAACUUUAUGCUUGGUAUCCUGGAGUUUUAAGUGUUUCUGUUGUUUUGAUUUAUAUCCGUUGUAUUUACAGAGUGGUUGAACUUGUUCAAGGUUUUAGAGGAUGGUUGAUCACCAGAGAAUGGCCAUUGAUGGUUCUUGAUGCAUCUAUGAUGGUCACAGUAGCCUUGUUAUUUAUUCCAUUCCAUCCAGUUUUCGUCUUGGGUACAGAAGAAAUUAUUAGAGUCUCAACCAUCAAGCAAAACGCUGAUGAACUUGUUCAUAACCCAUCUGAAGGAGAAGUUGAAGAUGAAUAUUCUAUGGAAAAUAGAUCUACUGGAGAAGAAGAAAAAUCUGAAGAUAAGAACAAUACAAAGCUAUUUCAAGUUUAA